GAGAAGAGGAAGAGAGAUGGGACAAGCAGCUGAAAGAGGAACAGCCUGAGAAGCAGGUCUGCUCCAGCCCACCCAUCUGCCAGGUUUUAACCAGGCCAUUUCUAAUGGUGACCUGAACAAGAAUGAAGUGGACAUGAACGAAGAGGAAGAUCGUACUCAGCAGAACACAUCUGAAAAUGACAAUGAUGAAGUUGAUGGCAACAAUAUAUGUGGUUUCAGAAGGAAAAAGGGAGUCAAAGGCCCUACGAAGUGCGUUCCUCCUUUAGAAAAUGAGAACAUGGAGCUGUUCCGCACCUCGAAAAUCUCGGAUGCUAGUCCCCUUCAGGGAGCCACCAGUUGCUCAGAACCACCACCAGACCAGCCUCUUCAAAACCCGACUAGCUUUCUUCCAGGAGAAAGGGACAGAGCGGGUCAUGACACUUCCCGUACUGGUGGUGAUGCAAAAGAAGAGAUGUCUGGAGAAACACAAGAAAACCGGGAUAAUGAUGACACCGGGAAAAGAACAAUAGGAAAAACACAGAUGGAAAUAGUCCCACCAGCUAAGACGGAGCAUCCCGUGAGUGUACAACCCUCGAGGAGCUCAGGGAAGGCUGCGUGCGGAGGGGCGGCCUGCGGGGGAGAGGGCGGCGAGAAGGCAGAGCAGCAACGGGGUGGGAUGGAAGAAAAAGUUGUCAAGUUUCACGUGAGAAAGAUGGGCUCCCUGGGCGGUGCUGUAGCCACAGACGGGAGCAGUACUGCAGAGUCCUUCUCAGGGGCACCUGGCAUUUCUAGACGAAGCUUGCAGGAGUUGAAAAACCUGCUGAGCGAAGGCCCUCUGCCUGAUUAUGGGCCCAACUACAGAGGCAAGGCAGGUGGCACCUUUUCUCAGAAAAAUUUGAAGCCCCGGGACAAAACAGCUGAGAAGCAGGGCCGAUCCUUUGAGACUUUUAGUCCCCAUUUUGGCGAGGAAAACCGAAAAUACCACAGAUUCCACAAGGAGGGAGUGGGGCAGCGGAGCAAACCUCUCCUGGUCCUCAGCUCUGCCGGGUCUGAUCAGCAUCAACCAGGGGGAAGCGACAUGGAUCAACUUGUUCUGAGGCUGCCAGCAUCUUCCACUCAUGCAGAAGGCACCCCUCCUGAGAUUCAGUUUGACUCCUCCGCAGGCCAAGCUGCGUCCAGCAGAGAUCCUGAUGUAAACAGCCCUGAAAGUCCAACUCUCCUUCACCUGUUCUCUCAUAUUGAAUUUAUUAAGCAGCAGAUGGCCAGGGACAACGUACAGUUUGUCAGAUUUGAAUCAAUAGACCUCCAUGGUGUGUCAAGAUCAAAGAAUAUUCCUUCUCGCUUCUUUCACGAAAAAGCAAUUCAUGGUGUUGCCAUGCCCAGAAGUUAUCUUGAGCUGACCCUGAAUCCUAGAGAUAAUGAAUUAGAUUACAUAAAUGCAACCAAUUUUAAUUGCGACAUAAUCCUGAACCCUGAUUUAUCGACGUUUCGAAUUCUGCCCUGGACUGAGCAGACUGCGAGAGUGAUAUGUGAUUCCUUCACCGUGCUGGGCAACCCGUUAAUGACCUCACCAAGGCACAUUGCCAAGAAACAGCUGAGCCAGCUUCAGGACAAUGGCUUUUCUCUGCAGUCUGCCUUUACUUAUGAAUUUUGUAUUUAUGGCAUUACCGAGAUUGUAAAUUCAAAGACAAUAUCCUUUCCUGCAGCCACGAUACUAAAUAACCACGACCAGACUUUCAUUCAGGAGCUCAUCGAAGGAAUGUAUUAUGCUGGUGCCAAUAUUGAAAGCUUUUCUUCUUCCAGUGGGCCUGGCCAAAUGGAGAUCACUUUUCAUCCAGUGUUUGGCAUAGAUGCUGCUGACAGCGCCUUCACGUUUAGAACAGGCAUUAAAGAGGUGGCUAAAAAGUAUAACUACGUUGCUAGCUUUUUCUCAGAAUCAGGAUUCUACAAUUCCGGGCCUCUGUCACAUAGCCUGUGGGAUUUGAAUGGCCAGAAGAAUGUGUUUUCUGCUGGUUAUGGAGCUGAGGAGCUCUCAGAUAUUGGGAAAAAUUGGUUAUCGGGUCUCUUGGCGCACACAGCAGCUAUCAGCUGCCUGAUGGCUCCUACCACCAGCUGCCGUAAGCCAUACUCUAAAUACAGUAAAGAAUCAAAAGAGACUGUAAAUGCAAAAUGGGCGUACAAUGAUAACAGCUGUGCCUUUAAUGUCAAAUGCCAUGGUGGAAAAAGCACUCGCAUAGAGAAUAAAUUAAGUUCUGCUACAGCAAACCCCUACCUGGUGCUUGCUGCUACUAUUGCUGCGGGUCUGGAUGGAAUAAAGAGAGGACUUAGGUAUGAUGAUAUGUUGGAAGAAGAAAAUCUCACCGCUGAUCUGAAACAUUCAUCAAUCCCUCUGAAACUAGAAGAUGCUCUUGUUGCACUUGAGAAAGAUUCGUGCAUUAAGGAAGCAUUGGGUGAAACUUUUAUCCGGUACUUUGUUGCCAUGAAACAUUAUGAGUUAGAAACUGAAGAAAUGGAUCUUGAAAGGAAUAAAUGCUUGGGGUAUUUUAUUUAG
Calidris pugnax (ruff) is the source of this 2530-nucleotide messenger RNA. RefSeq names its product lengsin, lens protein with glutamine synthetase domain (gene LGSN). The transcript has 5 exons. Bases 134 to 2530 code for a protein of 798 amino acids. Gene Ontology annotation, cellular component: membrane; cytoplasm. The record is from RefSeq and is a predicted model, not a curated record. Lineage: Eukaryota; Metazoa; Chordata; Aves; Charadriiformes; Scolopacidae. Gene Ontology annotation, molecular function: glutamine synthetase activity.